This is a messenger RNA of Aspergillus mulundensis, 1413 nucleotides long. RefSeq names its product FAD-binding oxidoreductase. Lineage: Eukaryota; Fungi; Ascomycota; Eurotiomycetes; Eurotiales; Aspergillaceae. Bases 1 to 1413 code for a protein of 470 amino acids. The record is from RefSeq and is a predicted model, not a curated record. The transcript is spliced from 2 exons. Gene Ontology annotation, molecular function: FAD binding.
AUGGACCCCGAGUCAACAAAAACUCUAGAGCAAUUAUCAUCAUUCUUCUCCUCUCACCCUUCAAUCACCCUCUUAACCCCCUUCCUGAACUCCAUCUCCUUCAACACCCUACGCCCAACAUUCGUGAACCCCAACUCCACACCCCUCGCCAUCCUCCGGCCCUCGAGCACCGAAGACGUCAGCAUCAUUGUGCAAUUCCUCGCAUCAAGGGACAUCCCCUUCACCGUCCGCGUCGGCGGCCAUGAUAUGCACGGCCGGAGCGCGGUGGAUGGGUGUGUUGUGCUCGAUUUACGGCUACUGAAUCAUGUUGUUGUCAACGAGGAUAAAAAGACUGCAGCCAUUGGCGGUGGGAUACUUAUCGGCGAUCUGCUCUCUGCCUUGGAGAUGCAUGGUCUAGUUACACCUGUUGGGACGGUCUCGAGCGUGGGGUAUGUCGGGUGGGCUAUGUAUGGCGGGUACGGGCCGUAUAGUUCUGUCUAUGGAUUGGGGGUGGAUCAGAUUGUUGGGGCGAAGGUUGUUAAUGCCAGUGGGGAGGUUAUCGAUGCGGAUGAGGAGUUGUUGAAGGGGAUCAAAGGGGCGGGUGGUGCGUUUGGGGUCAUCGUUGAGGUGGAAGUUAGGGUCUACGAGUUGGAAUCGAUCCUCGCCGGCACCCUCCUCUUCACCUCCACCGAUCUCCCCACGACCCUCCGCACUUUCACCUCCGCCUACAACGCCCUUACACACAGCACCGCCAUCCCCGCCGCCCUGAACCUCUUCCCCGCCGUUCUCCCUUCACCCCCAAUGCCAACGCCCACAUUCGCGCUCAUAGUAACCUGGACCUCACCGGACCACUCAGCAGGCCAGGAAUGGAUAAACCGGAUCGCAACACUCACACCCUCGGCCACCGUAACGGCCAACACCGUGCAGUCUACAGCACCAAAAGCCUGGGCCGACGAGGUCUCAAAGCUCGUUGCUACCAACGUCCAGGGGCGGAUGUACACCAUCUCCCUUAGACAGAUCACGCAGGAAGUGUCCGAUGUCAUUGCACGAUAUACAAGCCCUGAAAAAAUGCCAAGGGAUCCGGCGCUGCUCUUCGAUAUGCACGAGCUGCGCUCUGUCUCGCCUUCUGCAAACCACAAAACGGACUCCGUGUUCAACGCGCGCGAGCCGCACUUCGUUGUUGAGAUUUGUGCGAUUGCUGCUAAUCCCGAGAACCUCGAGACGGUGUUGAAAUGGGGAGAGGAGUUCCAGGGUGCAUUGAAGAGGACGGAUAGGGGGAAUAUCCUGCCGGCAUCGUACAUCUCGUUUUUGGCGAGGGAGGAGAUAGAGAGAAAUAUGGGGGGCGUAUUUGGGGGGCAUCUGGGCUUUCUGACGGAGCUGAAGAGGAGGCUGGAUCCGGUGAAUGUGUUUAGGGCUGCGAUUUCGAAUUUGUGA